AUGUACCCCGUUGGCCAACCUCCAACGGGGGAGACGAGUGCUGGUGCAGUAGGCGUGACUGGUGCUGUGACAGCGCCAGCAAGUGCUACAACGGCAACUCCUGGUGCUCCGACUAGCUCUCCCGCUACUGGAGCUCCGCCUGCAGUCGCAGGUGGUGCAGGUCCUAUGGCACUCGUACCUCCAGCCGCAGCACCUCCUCCUGAUUUGCCAGUUUUAACAUGUCCCCGCCGCCCCAACCUCGGUCAUGAAGGCAGACCGAUAAUGCUUAGAGCAAAUCAUUUUCAAAUAUCAAUGCCUAGAGGCUUUGUGCACCAUUAUGAUGUCAAUAUACAGCCUGAUAAGUGUCCUAGAAAGGUUAAUAGAGAAAUUGUUGAAACUAUGGUUCAUUGUUACAAUAAAAUAUUUGGUACACUGAAACCAGUAUUUGAUGGCAGAAAUAAUUUAUAUACAAGGGACCCACUACCGAUUGGCAAUGACAGGGUAGAGUUAGAAGUUAUAUUACCAGGUGAAGGAAAAGACAGAGUUUUCCGUGUCACCAUUAAGUGGGUUGCUCAGGUGUCACUAUUUGCCUUGGAAGAAGCUUUAGAAGGUCGUACAAGACAAAUUCCAUAUGAUGCUAUAUUAGCAUUAGAUGUAGUUAUGAGACAUUUACCAUCAAUGAUGUAUACACCUGUUGGGCGAUCAUUCUUUUCCUCUCCGGAAGGAUAUUACCAUCCACUGGGUGGGGGCAGGGAGGUGUGGUUUGGUUUCCAUCAGUCUGUGCGGCCAAGUCAAUGGAAAAUGAUGCUUAAUAUUGAUGUGUCUGCAACUGCUUUUUAUAAAGCUCAACCUGUAAUAGAAUUCAUGUGUGAAGUAUUAGAUAUAAGAGACAUAAAUGACCAAAGAAAGCCCCUGACAGAUUCACAGCGUGUUAAGUUUACUAAAGAAAUCAAAGGACUCAAGAUUGAAAUCACACACUGUGGAACAAUGAAGCGUAAAUAUAGAGUGUGCAAUGUUACACGCAGACCUGCUCAAAUGCAGUCCUUUCCACUACAAUUAGAUAAUGGACAGACUGUAGAGUGUACAGUAGCCAAAUAUUUCUUGGAUAAGUAUAAGAUGAAACUCAGAUAUCCUCACUUGCCCUGUCUUCAAGUGGGUCAAGAGCACAAGCACACAUAUUUGCCUUUAGAAGUCUGUAAUAUUGUGCCUGGACAGAGAUGUAUUAAAAAAUUAACAGACAUGCAAACUUCCACUAUGAUUAAAGCAACUGCCCGAUCUGCCCCUGACAGGGAGCGUGAAAUCAACAACUUGGUACGUCGGGCAAACUUCAAUACGGAUCUCUAUGUUAAAGAGUUUGGAUUAACAAUAUCCAACAAUAUGAUGGAGGUGCGUGGACGUGUACUUCCACCACCAAAACUUCAGUAUGGUGGACGUGUUUCUUCCCUUGGCGGACAACAAGCUUUGCCAAACCAAGGAGUUUGGGACAUGCGGGGAAAACAGUUCUUUAUGGGAGUUGAGAUUCGAGUCUGGGCCAUUGCGUGUUUUGCUCCUCAAAGAACUGUUAGAGAAGAUGCUCUCAAGAACUUUACACAGCAACUGCAGAAGAUUUCAAAUGAUGCUGGUAUGCCCAUAAUUGGGCAACCUUGCUUCUGCAAGUACGCUACGGGACCGGACCAGGUGGAACCUAUGUUUAAGUAUCUGAAAUCCACAUUUGUGCAGCUGCAGCUGGUUGUUGUGGUGUUGCCGGGGAAAACUCCUGUUUAUGCUGAAGUGAAACGCGUUGGUGACACCGUUCUCGGGAUGGCGACGCAAUGUGUGCAAGCCAAGAAUGUAAACAAAACUUCGCCACAAACACUCAGCAACUUGUGCUUAAAAAUCAACGUAAAACUUGGAGGAAUAAACUCGAUUUUAGUUCCAUCGCUGCGUCCAAAGCAAGUCCUGUCUGAGCACCACCAAGACACGCGCCUUAUUUUAGAACAAAACAGUACACAUUUCAUGGACCGUUUAAAUGUGUUCAAUGAGCCGGUGAUUUUCCUGGGUGUGGACGUGACGCACCCGCCCGCGGGCGACAACAAGAAGCCGUCGAUCGCGGCCGUGGUGGGCUCCAUGGACGCGCACCCUUCGCGCUACGCCGCCACCGUACGCGUGCAGCAGCAUAGACAGGAGAUAGUCCAUGAGAUGAGCAGCAUGGUGCAGGAAUUGCUCAUCAUGUUCUACAAGAGCACGGGUGGGUUCAAGCCGCACCGCAUCAUUAUGUACCGCGACGGUAUCUCCGAAGGACAGUUCAUACACGUGCUGCAACACGAGCUUACCGCGGUACGAGAGGCCUGCAUUAAGUUGGAAGCAGAGUACAAGCCGGGUAUAACGUUCAUCGUGGUUCAGAAGCGUCACCAUACGCGCCUGUUUUGCGCGGAUAAGAAAGAGCAGUCAGGGAAGUCAGGCAAUAUCCCAGCCGGCACUACUGUAGACCUCGGCAUCACGCACCCCACAGAGUUUGACUUCUAUCUUUGCAGCCACCAGGGUAUACAGGGUACGUCGCGGCCGUCGCACUACCACGUGCUGUGGGACGACAACCACUUCGGGUCGGACGAGCUGCAGUGCCUGACGUACCAGCUGUGCCACACGUACGUGCGCUGCACGCGCUCGGUGUCCAUCCCCGCGCCGGCGUACUACGCGCACCUGGUGGCGUUCCGCGCGCGCUACCACCUGGUGGAGAAGGAGCACGACUCGGGCGAGGGCAGCCACCAGUCCGCCUGCAGCGAGGACCGCACGCCCGGCGCAAUGGCGCGCGCCAUCACCGUGCACGCCGUCACCAAGAAGGUCAUGUACUUCGCCUAG
Messenger RNA from Parnassius apollo (apollo), 2817 nucleotides. The record is from the annotation of a GenBank genome assembly. Lineage: Eukaryota; Metazoa; Arthropoda; Insecta; Lepidoptera; Papilionidae.